Molecule: messenger RNA, 2187 nt
Organism: Phytophthora nicotianae INRA-310
Lineage: Eukaryota; Oomycota; Peronosporomycetes; Peronosporales; Peronosporaceae
Exons: 1
Coding region: 744-1670 (308 amino acids)
Cellular component (GO): nucleus
Source: RefSeq, a predicted model, not a curated record
CGAUGUCGAGAAACCCCCAUACAUCCAGCACUUUCAUGAAAGUUUUAGUUCUUUUGGACGGCUCAUACCAAUCGAAACACAACAUGAACGGGAUGAUCCACGAGUAGUAAACGACGACAACUGCGCUAAGUAAGUCCCAAAAGGCCUUGAAGGGAGACUGCGGAUGUAGUACCCAACGGUAGCUCAUUCGGUCAUGCAGUUCAAACAACGAUGUUCGCAGUACGUUAAUGGUCGCAUUUUCCGACGCCAUUCUCAGCAGACUGCCUGUUGAGCGAGCCCAUGUAUUGGUUCGUCGUAGCACGUUAGGAUGCUGCGGGGUGGUUUGAGUGUAUGGCGUACUACUUGCAUUUCUGCUCAACCGAUUGAGAAAUUUUGCAUUGUUCGGGCUAGGCGGAGUCGCAUCAGGAUCCUGUGCUGCGGGGAUCACCAGAUCAGGUUUUCCUUUCUCGACACCCGCUUCUAGGUUUGUAACCGCAUCAUCUGCAUCUGUGGUCGCUGGUAAGACGAGGGGUUUGAUCGGCAUACGUCGGACCAUGGUGGGCUAUCAGCCUUCCUAGUGGUGCACGGUAAAUGAAGAUGGCACUGUACACAAUUAGCCAUUGGCACGCAGAAAUACGACUCUGAAACCCCCAAGUUGAAGUUGGUCCUAAACUAGGCAUUUUACAUUUAGGACAACAACAGAAUCCCUAUUUUGAAUUUAGCCUAAUCGAAAAUUUUAGGCAUACAGUUUCGUGAUUUCGAAGAUGUCGCUCGGGUUCCUGACCGAGUCGGCGCUAGUGCCGUCCAAGGCCAAAGAGAUCAAGGUUGACGCCAAGUCUCUCGUGGAUCUUAAAGCUGUUGUCUUUCGGAAGGAUCAGGAGCGAAAACGCCGGCUGAAAGAUGCCUUGACAGCCGAGAACAACGACGCAACUUCUGCUCUCCGUUUAGGUAAAUAUGCACAUUUGAGAGGCGGCAAGCGCCGCAAGCGCUCGGACGAAGACCGCGUGGGUAAAAAUCACCGCAACAAAGGAGUGGAAGCUCGCAAUCGACGCGACGAGGAGGCAAAGGCGAGAGAAGCUCCAGACGAAGACGACGAUGAGGCAUGGAGCAAAAAGUCGGCCGAAAUGCUACGGAAGAAGGCAAAACUUUACGAUGAGAUGGCCAAUGGAGGAGGCAGAGACCACCUAAAAGGAGAGUGUCUGGUGGACUUUGACGCCAAGAAGAAUAUGACUGAGGCGUCGAACUUUGAGGACAAGACGAUGGUGGAGAUCACGGACGAGUUCGGACGCACAAGAAAAGUCGAGACGGACAGUGAGGAGUACGCUGCUUUCUUGGAGACGCAGCAGUACAACAGAGAAGAGCCUGAGAGGCAGCGUGCUGAAACUAAAGACAAGGACGGAGGUCAUGCUGAAGGCGGCAGCUUUGUGGUUUCGCAGUGGGAAAAGCGCUUGAAAAGCUCGGAGAAACUUCAUUUGAAGGAAGUGCACGAGAGAGCUACGCUUGCGCACUCUGCUUCAUCAGGAGCAGUGAACAAGAAGACGAGGAAGCAACUGCGUCUGGAACGCCUUCGCAAACAGCGAGAGGAAGCAACGGAGGCGAGUGAAAACAUUGCAUCUACAAGUACUGCGGUUGAUUCUGCAGCGUCUGAGAAGGCGACGAACUUCUUGAAUCAGCUUUCUUCGUUGAUGUAAAAUACAGAAAAGAUCUUAGUGGUUCUAGGUCUAUUACUCUACGUGCACAUAUUCACAAACAAUUGGCAUGAGGUGACCGCGACACUACAGAAUACCAGUAGUACAUACUGUACUUGAUGCCCUGUUGGGUGUACUGCUGCUGUCCGCAGGUUUAAGCCUCGAUGGAUCAGCCUCGCGGAUCAUGGCACGAGCCAGCGCCAUCAUCGGGUCAAUGAGAAGGCAACCGGCAAAGUGGGUCUUGCCAGCGAAUAUAAAUGGGAUUUCGGUACAGCCCAAGAUAAUAACUUCAGCUCCCUGUUCUCGUAAAUGCAGCGUAUAGCGAUGGAAAUUGGCCUCGGAACGCGAAGACACUGCAGGGGCAGUACUCUUCACUCCCCACUCGCGGUUAUAAAUUGAUUCAUGUAGCUCUUGUUGCAUCGCUCCAGCAUGCACUUCCAGCACUGUGUACCCACGCGGCUCCAAUAAAUCAUGAUACACCCGCGAAUUGCGUGUUCCCGUAGUAGACAUUAGUCCAACG